Messenger RNA from Anguilla rostrata (American eel), 1596 nucleotides. It is a transcript of the gene bkgd, whose product is annotated as chromosome 9 C11orf54 homolog. The transcript has 9 exons. Lineage: Eukaryota; Metazoa; Chordata; Actinopteri; Anguilliformes; Anguillidae. Gene Ontology annotation, cellular component: nucleus. The record is from RefSeq and is a predicted model, not a curated record. Bases 90 to 1049 code for a protein of 319 amino acids. Gene Ontology annotation, molecular function: zinc ion binding; hydrolase activity, acting on ester bonds.
UACUCUGAGUUUGGUUUAAGUAUCACGUGGUAACUUCUUUUUAAGGGGUAGGGUUCGGGGGUGAUCAGAGGCGUAACAGAGGUAGGAGAAUGGUGGACUGCUGCAAAACAGAGAAAUUUGAGUUGCAUGUUCCGAAACUGGAAGAAUUGUGUGAAGUUCUGCAGGAUGGCCUGAAAAAGAACUUCGCUGACACGAAAGUCAGUGUGGUGGACUGUCCCGAUCUUUCGGAGGAUCCGUUUAGAUUUCCUGUUAAGGGACUGUGUGGUAAACCUCGAAUAACGGAUGUUGGCGGUGUUCCCUAUCUGGUUCCUCUGGUACAGCUGGAUAAGGUGUACAACAUGAACACUGUUGCCAAAGAGGUAGAACUGCCCGGAGCUUUCAUUCUGGGAGCUGGGGCUGUCUCUUCGAAAGCUGUAGGAAUGAAUGCAGAACUGAUGCCUCUGGUUCUCACUGAAUCGGGGGGGAAGCCAGCUGUGAACAGCAGCUACCUUUCCUCCAUUAAACCCGGUGAAGGGACGUGCCUGCUGGAGAAAUACAGCGACAAAUACUCGGACUGCGAUUUCGGACUUCUGGCCAACCUGUAUGCGUGUGAGGGCAAGCCAGGGAAGGUCCUGGAGGUGAAGGCCAGCAGACGGACGGGAGGAGACAGUCUGGUGACGUGCUUGAGGAAAACCUUGGCGAAUCACUACAGCGACAAAAGCCUGGCUCUCGGGGGAACCUUCGUAAUACAGAAAGGGAAAGCCAAAAUUCACAUCAUGCCGCGGGAGUUUUCGGCCUGCCCUCUCAAUAGCGACGAGGACGUGAACGAGUGGCUGAAGCACUUUGAAGUGAGCGCGCCUCUCGUCUGCCAGUCUGUGCUGGUGUCCAGGGACCCCGGUUUGGACCUGCGCGUGGAGCACACUCACUGCUUCAGUCACCAUGGCGAGGGAGGACACUACUACAUCGACACUACGCCGGACACCGUGGAAUACCUGGGCUACUUCCUGCCCGCCGAGUUCAUCUACCGCGUUGAUCGCCCCAAGACCACCCACGUGAUUGGACGAGAUUGAGAAGCAGGAGCAGGUCAUGGACACAAAAGCAAGCAGAAGAACUGAAGGAACAGCCUCUAGAUGUGACUGAGAAGGACUAUGCCAAAAGGACAAAAAACAUUUUUUUUAAGAGCGUACUGCUUCCAAAAUCAGGCUUCCUGCUUACAUAAAAUAAAUAUGAUCACGUUGAGCUGAGACAUUUGUGUCUGCAGGCUCUAAUUACUGUAUCUUUUUUUGAACUGCAACAUGCUACUAAUUGUACUUCCUCCAAGUCCUGUUUUUGUCUUACAGUGCUUCUGAUAUAUCCACAGGAAUAUCUUGCCUUUUCCUUGUAUCCCACUCACCCCUAGUGUAGAUGUGGGGUCUGUAACCCAGUCUCAACAAAUAGGGUUUUAAAGCGAUUGUUGAUGUCCCUGGGACGGUUUAUUAUUAUUAGAAAAAGUAGCCUACAAACUGCUCAUAAUGUGUAUUGUACACAACAAACGUUUAACCUUAAUUCCAGAUAGCUAAAUUGGUCAAGUAAUAAUUUGUUCACUUGCCCAAAAUGUGAAUAAAUAUAAUAACAAUA